Gossypium raimondii (Peruvian cotton) is the source of this 2015-nucleotide messenger RNA. RefSeq lists its product as uncharacterized. Gene Ontology annotation, biological process: proteolysis. The record is from RefSeq and is a predicted model, not a curated record. NCBI's taxonomy places the organism in Eukaryota, Viridiplantae, Streptophyta, Magnoliopsida, Malvales, Malvaceae. The transcript is spliced from 10 exons. Bases 279 to 1757 code for a protein of 492 amino acids. Gene Ontology annotation, molecular function: dipeptidyl-peptidase activity; serine-type exopeptidase activity.
UUUUCAAUGAUCUUGUGUGAUGCUUAUUUAAUACAAUUUUCUUCAUUCACAUGCUAAUCUGGUAUUCUUAGCCUCAGCUGACAAUUAGCAGCUAGCUGACAAACUUAUAGCUGUUCAACUCUAAAGGGUUUAUCUAUACAUGACAACAAAAUAUCAUGGACCUCAUCUUUUUAACUUUUUAGCUUCUGGUUUUCUCAACUGUUCUAAGGGUUUAAGCUGUUGUUGAAGCCAAGAAAGUAGCAGCCUUGAACCAGCAAAUUUGCUCCCUGUGUGAGGCAAUGGCUCCUUGCCUAUCUUUCUUCUUUUUAUUCCUCUUUGCUUUUUCUGCAAUACCAGCCAAUUCUUUGCCAACAUUUUUCCCUGGAGCUGCCUAUCAGUCUUUGAUCAAACAAGCCAAAAUUUCAAAACCAAAGCUUCCAUUCAAGACUCACUACUUCCCUCAAACUUUGGACCACUUCACUUUCCAGCCCAAGAGCUCCAAAUUGUUCUACCAAAAGUAUCUAAUCAACAGUGAUUACUGGCGAAAAGGUGCUCCUAUAUUUGUCUAUACUGGCAAUGAAGGAAACAUCGAGUGGUUUGCUGCUAAUACAGGGUUCAUGCUUGACAUUGCUCCCAAGUUCAAAGCCCUCCUUGUCUUCAUUGAACAUAGAUUUUAUGGGAAGUCGAUGCCAUUUGGGAAAGACUCGUACCAGUCAGCAAAGACCUUGGGGUACUUGAAUUCUCAACAAGCCUUAGCUGAUUUUGCAGUUCUCAUAACCAGCUUGAAGCAGAAUCUAUCAUCUGAAGCUUCCCCUGUUGUGGUCUUCGGUGGGUCUUAUGGAGGAAUGCUGGCAGCAUGGUUUAGACUUAAAUACCCACAUAUAGCAAUUGGUGCAUUGGCUUCUUCAGCCCCUAUAUUACAGUUUGAUAAGCUAAUCCCAUGGUCAAGCUUCUAUGAUGCUGUUUCCCAGGAUUUCAAGGAUGUAAGCUUGAAUUGCUAUCAAGUGAUAAAGGGGAGCUGGGCAGAACUAGAGGCAAUGUCAACUCAGAAACAAGCCUUGGCUGAACUAAGCAAAACUUUCAGAACCUGCAAGAGCCUUCAUUCGACAGCUUCUGCUCGAGACUGGUUAUGGACUGCUUUUGUUUAUACAUCCAUGGUCAAUUAUCCAACUAAAGCAGAUUUCAUGAAGCCAUUACCUGCUUAUCCUGUGCAGAAGAUGUGCAAGAUAAUCGAUAAGAUUCCAUCAGGGGCGACGAAGCUUAGUCGCGCUUUCGCAGCGGCAAGCUUGUAUUACAACUAUUCUCGUUCAGAAAAUUGCUUUAAGAUAGAACAUGAAGUUGAUGGUCAUGGCCUUCAUGGUUGGGAUUGGCAGACAUGUACAGAGAUGGUUAUGCCGAUGACUUGUUCUAAGGAGAGCAUGUUUCCUCCAUCUGGAUUCGACUACGAAGAGUUUGCCGAACAAUGCCAAAUGAAAUACGGGGUUUCACCACGACCGCACUGGAUCACAACUGAAUUUGGUGGUGAAAGAAUUCAGAAAGUAUUGAAGAGAUUCGGCAGCAAUAUCAUAUUUUCCAAUGGAAUGCAGGAUCCAUGGAGCAGAGGAGGCGUGUUGAAAAACAUAUCAUCUAGUAUCAUUUCUCUUGUCACAGAAAAAGGAGCUCACCAUGUUGAUUUCCGGUCAGCAACAAAAAAGGAUCCAAAGUGGCUUAUUCAACUGAGGAAACAAGAAGUUGAGAUCAUCCAAAAGUGGUUAAAUGAGUACUAUGCAGAUCUUUGACAUGAAUAAGUUUUUAAGGUUGAGAUUUAGGAUCAAUCAAUGGUUGCUGCAAGCAUGCAUGCAUCAUCUAAUUUGCAGAAAUGCUCAGGCUGAAGCCAUUUAUAUGACCAAGCUAAGUUCCCAUGAAAUGAUGGAAAGACUAGCAAAACCAUUUACUUGAGUUAGGUUAAUUAGAUGAAGCAAUCCUGGUUUUAAAAUUUCCAUGUUGGUUUCAGAUUUUGAUUAAAUUUGAGCUGUUUUAGUAUGGGAUUGGUUUUA